AUGACAUCUGUUGUGUCACAUGGAUGGAUAAGCAACAUUAAGUUACAGUGUUACGUAUCAAAAUCGUCACAACAACGUGAGUAUUAUGUUGUAGCAAAGUGGCAAUUACGUAUCAUCAAUGUUGCAGCAACAUGGCAAUUUCGUAUCAUCAAUGUUGCAGCAACGUGCCAACUACGUAUCAUCAAUGUUGUAGCAACGUGGCAGCUACGUAUCAUCAUAUUGCAGCAACAUGGCAAUUACGUAUCAUCAAUGUUGCAGCAACAUGGUAAUUACGUAUCAUCAAUGUUGCAGCAACGUGCCAACUACGUAUCAUCAAUGUUGCAGCAACGUUGA
Messenger RNA from Chironomus riparius, 333 nucleotides. NCBI's taxonomy places the organism in Eukaryota, Metazoa, Arthropoda, Insecta, Diptera, Chironomidae. The record is from the annotation of a GenBank genome assembly.